This is a messenger RNA of Panicum virgatum (switchgrass), 2916 nucleotides long. RefSeq lists its product as uncharacterized. The record is from RefSeq and is a predicted model, not a curated record. Gene Ontology annotation, molecular function: alpha-L-arabinofuranosidase activity. The transcript has 11 exons. The coding region runs from base 189 to 2699 and encodes 836 amino acids. Gene Ontology annotation, biological process: L-arabinose metabolic process. Lineage: Eukaryota; Viridiplantae; Streptophyta; Magnoliopsida; Poales; Poaceae.
GGGCCCAGGAAUCUCCAACUGCCGUCGAUCGACGACGACCUGUGCGGGUGCAGGGGAUAAAUAGCCUGAAAAUCUCUGCCAAUACCCACGCGUGCGUGUCGCGAUGAGCGUUUGCUAGCUAGCGCUGUAGGAGAGCAGUGGUGGCCGGCCGGGAGCGAGAGGUGGCGCCCGGGUUAUCCCCUGGAAUAAUGGCAGCGCCGUGGCGCGCGGCGUGGGGGUUGGUGGUGCUUGUGGCGGCGGCGGCGGGGGCGGUGGUGACGUUGAAAGAGUGCACCAACCAGGUGACGCCGUCGCGCACGGAGCAGGCGCGGCUGCAGGCGUCGCCGGAGCGGCGGUGGUGGCGCGACGAGCCGCUGUCCCACUACCACGAGCACCACCGCAACCCCACCGACGAGGCCGCGUGGAUGGACCUCAUGCCACCGCCCGCCGCGGCGGGGGAGCAGCGGGAGGAGCUAGACUGGGCGAUGCUCUACCGCUCGCUCAAGGGCCGGCGCGGCGGCGGCGCCGAUGCCGCCGGGCCGUUCCUGGAGGAGGUGUCCCUGCACGACGUGCGCCUCGACCCCGAUGGCGACGCCGCGUACGGGCGCACGCAGCGCACCAACCUCGAGUACCUGCUGCUGCUGGACGUCGACCGCCUCGUCUGGCGCUUCCGCUCCCAGGCGGGGCUGCCGGCGCCGGGAGAGCCCUACGGCGGCUGGGAGGCCUUGGAACUCCGGGGCCACUACGUCGGGCACUACCUGAGCGCGGCGGCCAAGAUGUGGGCGAGCACGGGCAACGCCACGCUCGCCGGCAGGAUGGCGGCGGUGGUGGACGCGCUGCACGAGUGCCAGCGCGCCGCCGGCACGGGCUACCUCUCCGCCUUCCCCUCCUCGUUCUUCGACAAAUUGGAGGCCCUCGUCCACGUCUGGGCGCCCUACUACACCAUCCAUAAGAUCAUGCAGGGCAUCCUCGACCAGCACGUCGUGGCCGUCAACGGCAAGGCGCUGGGGAUGGCGGUCGCCAUGGCCGACUACUUCGCCGGCCGCGUCAGGAGCGUCAUCCGGCGGUACAGCGUCGAGCGACACUGGGCGUCGCUCAACGAGGAGACCGGCGGGAUGAACGACGUGCUCUACCAGCUCUACACCAUCACGAACGAUCAGAGACAUCUGGUGCUCGCCCAUCUAUUUGACAAGCCUUGCUUCCUGGGGUUGCUUGCAGUGCAGGCUGACAGUCUUUCGGAUUUCCAUGCCAACACGCAUAUUCCGGUCGUCGUGGGCGGGCAAAUGCGAUAUGAAGUUACAGGUGAUCCGCUUUACAAGGAAAUUGCAGCAUUCUUCAUGGACACUGUCAAUUCUUCUCAUGCAUAUGCGACUGGUGGCACAUCUGUCAACGAAUUCUGGUCCGAUCCAAAGCGUUUAGCUGAAAAUCUGAAUACAGAGACCCAGGAAUCCUGCACAACUUACAACAUGCUCAAGGUGUCACGCCAUCUAUUCAGAUGGACGAAGGAGAUUGCGUAUGCAGACUACUACGAGCGAGCACUGAUCAACGGCGUCCUGAGCAUCCAGAGAGGCAGGGAUCCUGGUGUGAUGAUCUACAUGCUGCCCCAGGGCCCUGGGAGCUCAAAGGCAAGGAGCUACCAUAAAUGGGGAACUCCGUAUGAUUCAUUCUGGUGUUGCUAUGGCACUGGGAUAGAAUCCUUCUCCAAACUAGGUAUCUUCAGGUCUCAGACUCCGUAUCUUCAGGUCUCACUCUCCGUAUCUUCAAAGACAGUCAGUCAGUUUGCGAUAUUGAACGUAAGAAUACCAACAUGGACAUCUUUCAGUGGUGCAAAGGCAACUUUGAAUGACAAAGAUUUGGAAUUAAUAUCUCCAGGGACAUUCCUUACAAUCAGCAAGAAGUGGGAUAGCGGUGAUCGUUUGUCACUCCAAUUACCUAUCCACCUACAAACUGAAGCAAUAAAAGACCGACUGCCAACUGAAACUUCAGAUCGGCCGGAGUACGCAUCUAUACAGGCGAUCCUGUUCGGGCCGUUCCUCCUCGCCGGCCUCACCACCGGAGACUGGGACGCCAAGACCGGCGGCGCCACCGCCGCACCCUCCGACUGGAUCACCCCCGUCCCUCCGGAGUCCGACUCCCAGCUGGUGACCCUCGUGCAAGAGUCCGGCGGCAAGGGUUUUGUGCUCUCCGCCGUGAACGGCUCCCUGACGAUGCAGGAGCGGCCCAAAGACGGCGGCGGCACCGACGCCGCCGUCCACGAGACGUUCAGGCUCAUCCCCCAAGGUAGCCCCGGCGCCGGCGCCAUGAACUCGACGGCCUCCGUGAUGCUCGAGCCGUUGGACAUGCCGGGGAUGGUGGUCACGGACAAGCUCACGGUGUCCGCGGAGAAGAGCUCGGGUGCGCUGCUCGACGUCGUGCCGGGGCUCGACGGUAGCCCAGGCUCGGUGUCUCUCGAGCUCAGGGCCAGGCUGGGGUGCUUCUUGGUCGGCGGCGGCCGCCGCCGCGGCAAGAAGGUCGAGAUCGGCUGUGGCGGCGUCCGGAAGCGCGGCGGCGACGGCGGCGCGGGGUUCCGGCGGGCGGCGAGCUUCACGCGGGCCGAGCCGCUGCGGCGGUACCACCCGGUGAGCUUCGCCGCCAGGGGGGUGAGGAGGAGCUUCCUCCUGGAGCCAUUGUUCACCUUGAGGGACGAGUCCUACACCAUCUACUUCAACCUCGUUGCUUGACAUGCCAAAAGAAAAUGUAUAUGGAUUGGACUGUAGGGUACUUAGUGGAGUUCACUGGAAAUCUCGAGCUGCAGCUCGCCGCCGUCUAGCCGGUGACUUCCAAAUAAGUUUUCCUCUCCAGCAAGAAGAAACUUUGAAGCAUACUGUACGCGGUGGGCUACUCAUAUUUCCCCAAAAUAAAAUCCACGGCCAGGAGGAGGAGCCGCGUGUGGUUUUG